Messenger RNA from Cherax quadricarinatus, 3239 nucleotides. RefSeq names its product prostaglandin G/H synthase 2. Gene Ontology annotation, biological process: response to oxidative stress; cyclooxygenase pathway. The record is from RefSeq and is a predicted model, not a curated record. Gene Ontology annotation, cellular component: cytoplasm; neuron projection. Gene Ontology annotation, molecular function: prostaglandin-endoperoxide synthase activity; peroxidase activity; oxidoreductase activity, acting on single donors with incorporation of molecular oxygen, incorporation of two atoms of oxygen. NCBI's taxonomy places the organism in Eukaryota, Metazoa, Arthropoda, Malacostraca, Decapoda, Parastacidae.
UUUCCUCAGCUUCGACGGGGAUAGCACGCACGUUUAGUGUCCUCUCUCUCUCUCUCACCGUCUCUUCUUCCCCUCUCGCCAUCACUAUAUACCGCAUUUAAUAUCCCAUUGAACUUCAGUGAGGAGAAAAACUAUACUGCAGUGAACGAGUGCUUUUCCAUAUUUUUUGGAGGCGAGUUGCGGCUACUGGGCUUCGAUGGUGAAGAAUAUGGAGCGAGACGCCCAGCAGGAAGAUAAGGGUGGUGGACGUGUUGUGUUUGGAGUAGCAGGAGUGGUCCUGGCUGCCUCCUUUCUCUUCAUGCGUGGUCCCGCCCAUGACACCACGCCCAUCCUCUCCACGCCCGCCCAUCUUGUAGACUACGACCCCUGCUGUGCCUACCCCUGCCAGAACCAGGGUGUCUGCCUCACCCUACCAGCCAAUAACUACACCUGCGACUGCACAGGCACUGACCACUAUGGCAUCCACUGUGAAAUACCAACGUGGAGAGCUUGGUUAAGGAAGAUAUUGAAGCCAGACCCGGAGACCGUGCACAACCUCAUCACCUCAAACAGCCUCUUGUGGGGCAUCAUCAAUAGGAUCCCAUUCAUCCACAAGCAAAUUAUUACCUAUGUAUAUAUCUCUCGAGGUGACAUGGUUGACUCUCCACCUACCUUCGAGAGUGACCACAGCUAUAUCACCCUCAACGCCUACUUCAACGAGAGCUACUAUGGUCGGGCACUGCCUCCAGUACCCACCCACUGCCCGACUCCUUUUGGCAUCAAAGGACCAAAAGAAUACCCUGACGUGGAUAUGCUGAUCAAGAAGGUGUUCAUGAGGAGAGAGUUUAUCCCUGAGCCCCACGACACCAACGUCCUCUUCCAAUACUAUGCUCAGCACUUCACUCACCAGUUUUUCAGAACAGAUUACAAGAAAGGACCUCAGCUGACCAAAGGAAGCGGUGGUGUGGACGUGUCUAAUAUCUAUGGUCUGACUGAGCAAGACCGUCAAGCUUUGAGGUCUCGUGUCGACGGCAAACUGCGGACACAGGUGAUCAACGGAGAGGAGUUCCCACCUUACCUAAAGGAUGUACCUGGCAUCACCAUGGACUAUCCUCCCCACGUGCCCAUACCCGAGGAAGCCAAGUUUGCCCUUGGCCACCCAUUCUAUGCCUUACUCCCAGGACUCUUUGCAUAUGCGACCAUCUGGGUUCGUGAGCACAAUCGUGUAUGUGAUGAGCUACACAGACUUCACCCGGGCUGGGAUGACGAACGCCUCUACCAGACUGCUCGCCUUAUUAUCAUUGGCGAGGUUAUCAAGAUCACCAUCGAGGACUAUGUUCAACAUCUCAGUCAAUAUAACCUGAGAUUGACCUUUGAACCAGAGCUCACCCACGGCACCCACUUCCAGUACCACAACCGCAUCCAUGCUGAGUUCAACCACCUGUACCACUGGCAUCCACUCAUCCCAGACACACUGCAGAUUAAUGGAACAGACUAUGCUAUCAUGGAUAUGGCAUACUCCACGGCACCUGUGUUCAAGCAUGGUCUUGAUAACUUUAUCCACUCCAUGGUCAACAGCAGAGCAGGAGCACUGACGACAAGGAAUCACGCCCACGUGUUGUACCCAGUCCUGAAGAAGGUGAUCGAGAACAGCCGACAACUUCGGUUCCAAGGCGUCAAUGCUUAUAGAAAGAGGUUCGAGAUGAAACCUUUCACCAGCUUCCAAGAACUGACCGGAGACACGGAGUUGGCUGGAGUCCUGGAGGAGAUGUACGGGGACAUUGAUGCUGUGGAAUAUUAUAUUGGUCUACUGGCAGAGCGCCCUGGUCCCUCCAUCACCCCGCUGACCAUGGUAAACAUGGGAGGACCCUGGAGUGUGAAGGGUCUCAUGGCCAACCCCAUUUGCUCUCCUAAGUACUGGAAACCUUCCACCUUCGGAGGUGAAGAAGGCUUUAACAUCGUCAAAACAGCGUCUUUGGAAAAGCUUUUCUGUCUCAACAUGAGGACUGGAUGCAAAGACAUCAGUUUCACAGUUCCAGCCGGCACAUCUUAGCAUAUUUCAGUUGAUUAGGACUUUUAUCAAAUUGCAUGAAUGCUUGAUGAUGCAAGUCAUUCCAAGAGUGAAGAGUUCCUCAUUUUAAGAUUAAGGUGUGUGUGGCUGAGGGAGAAAGACGUGAAUCUCGUGAAUUAAUUUAUAUUUUAGUAGUAAAUCUUAUACCUCACUCAAAGCUGAUAUUUGUUGCCAAUAUUUAUUGAAUGAAUGACUUCUGUGGACCAGAGGAGGCAAGUGUGAGUGGGACCUGCCUAUCAUGGGUCAGUAAGCCUACUGCAGUGUUUCAGUAUUGUUAUGUUCAUGUUUGCCCUUCCCCUCAGGAUGCUAAGAGCCAGUGUUUUUGUGGAUCAGAUUAAACUAGCCCCUGUCCCUAUUUUCUAAGUUUUCUGUAUCACUGGAGCACUAGGUCACACUUUUGUAAAGUGGACAUUCGUUUGUUAUUUGUGUGCAAGUGUAAUAUAGUGAAAGCUAACUUUUAUAGAUAUUUUUAUAUUGUUACUAGUCACUUUUAACUGAUGCAUGUGUGGGAACACCACAGUAUAACUGAUCAUUUAUGUUUCAUCCAUAUUUUGAGUCGAGGAAGUAUACAUGGGAACAUUUAAGAGGAUCUGACUCUACAUGCAAUCAGAAUACUAAAAUAUUUAAAGAAGGAAGAAGCUUUGAACCCUUAGAGAUCCCACAGUGACCGGAAAUGGGAGGCAAUCACUGUCGAUCUUAGUGAAGGAUAGGUUCAAUAGUCCCCUUAAUCACUAGUAUCAAGGGACCUUCCUUGACGCCCAGUCGGUGUAAUUUUUAAAUUGAAAUCAGAAGUCAUAAUUUCUAAAAUUUGGAAAUCAGAGCCUCGCAUGACCGGAGGGGAAAAAAAAAAGAGUCUCUUUACUUGAUAUCGGAAACUUUAAGUAAAAGAAGAAUCUUGGUGUCGGAACCCCAUUACAAGGAAUCAGAAUCCUACGUUCUCAUAGAUCCAUUUGUAAGGCGCCUUGAACUAUCAAGUAUGUGCCUUUGUGUACAUAUUGCAGAAUAUUGUGUGUAUGUCAAAGUGUAGUGUAUAUAAAUGUCAAAAAGUAGUGUGUGUACAUGUCAAAGACUAGAGUGUGUGUACAUAUCCAUGAGUAGUGUUUGUGUACAUGUCCAUGAGUAGUGUUUGUGUACAUGUCCAUGAGUAGUGUUUGUGUACAUAUCCAUGAGUAGUGUUUGUGUACAUGUC